CAUCAACGCAGCUCUCUUCUCUUCUCCUUUGAGCUUUCUCUUCUCCUCUACAGCUCUCUCCAUCUCCAACCUCUCUCAAGCUCGCUCUCCAUCUCUUUCAAACUCUCGACCCUCUCUCCAUCUCGCACGAUCUCGAGUUCUCCAUCUCCAACCUCUCUCAAGCUCGCUCUCCAUCUCCAACGCAUCUCAAGCUCGCUCUCCACCUCUCGACCCUCUCUCCAUCAAGCUUCGUCUCGUCUCUCACACCAUCUCCAGAGCUCUCUCUCUCGAUCUCAAACCCAGGUGAGAGAAUGAACUGCAAACGGUACUUGACUGCGGAAGAGAUAGUUGAAGGGUCUUCGUAUUUGAAUCUCGCAUUUGUGGCACAGACUUUUCACGAAAGGAAUGGCCUUAGCACUGAUGGCAGGUUCUCCUUUGCGGAGAUGAUGACUGAGGAUACACAGAGUUGCAGAGAUGAAAGAUGUUACCGGCUAUGGAUUAAUAGCCUGGGGAUUGAUAGUUAUGUCAAUAAUGUGUUUGAAGAUGUCAGAAACGGAUGGAUUCUUCUUGAAGUUCUUGACAAGGUCUAUCCAGGCUCAGUUAACUGGAAGCAUGCUUCAAAACCACCAAUUAAGAUGCCGUUUAAGAAAGUAGAGAACUGCAAUCAAGUUGUGAGGAUUGGGAAAGAGAUGAUAUUGAAUGCUACAUACAUCGUCAGUGUAGCAAGAAAGCUCGGUUGCUCUGUUUUCUUGUUACCAGAAGAUAUCGUGGACGUAAAUCAAAAGAUGAUGUUGAUCUUAACGGCAAGUAUAACGUAUUGGAGUCUUCAGCAAAAGUCAUCAUCGUCAGAGAGUUCAAGUUCUGAUACAUCAUCGACGCAUAGCACAACCACGACGUGCACGAGCACUGAUGCUUCACCAGCUCCAUCUGUCACUGGGGAAGACGAUGUCUCUUCCUUAAACGAAGAAGUGUCGAGUCUAACCAUCGAAGAAGACAAUGACGCAGACAUCUUGUCUGAUGUCACCUCCGUCUCAGAGGAAGCAGCCAUUGAAUAGAACCACAAGACAUAUAUCUUGUGCUGGAACAUAGUUGUUUUGUCAUUAUUUCACAUCUCUCUGUCUGUGUUCAUAAUAAAAAUUAUAUUUGUUACCA
Molecule: messenger RNA, 1131 nt
Organism: Raphanus sativus (radish)
Lineage: Eukaryota; Viridiplantae; Streptophyta; Magnoliopsida; Brassicales; Brassicaceae
Product: fimbrin-3
Exons: 4
Coding region: 291-1034 (247 amino acids)
Biological process (GO): actin filament network formation; actin filament bundle assembly
Cellular component (GO): actin filament; cytoplasm; actin filament bundle
Molecular function (GO): actin filament binding
Source: RefSeq, a predicted model, not a curated record